CUUCGACUCACAGCGCAGAUGGUGCAGUGACACGUCGACAGCAUGUUGAUCGGAGCCGUAACAGCAGGAUCAGAGUGGAUGUAAGUCCUCGCGCCCGCGAAACUGACACCAACAUGCCCCCACUAAUAGAACGGCAGAACAAAACUACCAGAGCCAGACGCAUAUUUGACGAGGACCAACGGGACGAAAAGCUGCGGGGGCCCGAACAAAAUCAAGACCAGUUUCAGCAGGCCGCCGCAACUCGCAGGACGUUUAAACUAGAUCCACGCUUUGAAAGAUCGAACAGGAGGAUCACUAGCAGUACAUUUGCAGCAGCAGCUCAUGCUAAAACUGAGAGAUCCACGAGGAGCACAUCGUCCGCAGAUCUUCAUGGUGGGAGAACGAAGGCGUCGCGGCAGAGGAGAAGUGAGUACGAGCAGGAUCAUCAGGAAUCUGUGCUGCAGGUUGUAGAGCAGGCUGCACGUCACGACCACGACGGUAUGAAGAUGAAGAAAAGAUCAAGACCCAUGGGCCUAACAUCACGAGACCAAAGAGUACUACUAGAGCCUCAUCUCGCUGCAAGUGAAGACUUUUCAUCUGUCCUCCGCGAAGGCAAGAGCAGGAGAACUGCAAGCGUGCCACCUCCUGGUGGUCCUGGCGGAAUAUUAGCCGGCAGCAAAUCCUCCGCGGCUUCCAGUACGUAUUCGUUGCGGGGCAUGUCGAGAGAGGAGUACUACGCAAGGCGGAAGUUGAUGUAUG
Amoebophrya sp. A120 is the source of this 738-nucleotide messenger RNA. The record is from the annotation of a GenBank genome assembly. NCBI's taxonomy places the organism in Eukaryota, Dinophyceae, Syndiniales, Amoebophryaceae.